This is a messenger RNA of Rhodotorula toruloides NP11, 657 nucleotides long. RefSeq names its product chorismate mutase / prephenate dehydratase. The record is from RefSeq and is a predicted model, not a curated record. Lineage: Eukaryota; Fungi; Basidiomycota; Microbotryomycetes; Sporidiobolales; Sporidiobolaceae. Gene Ontology annotation, biological process: L-phenylalanine biosynthetic process. Gene Ontology annotation, molecular function: prephenate dehydratase activity. The transcript is spliced from 5 exons. Gene Ontology annotation, cellular component: cytoplasm. Bases 1 to 657 code for a protein of 218 amino acids.
AUGGCGACUUCUGCAACGUCAACCGCGGUCAACGGAAUGCAUCCGACCCUUCCUCGAGUCGCUUUCCUGGGUCCCGUCGGCACAUAUACACAUCAAGCGACAAGCGAGUUCUUCGGAGAUUGCGAGUCGGCUCCUCAGGCGCGGAUAGCGGACGUCUUCACAGCCGUCUCGAGCGGCUCCGCAUCCUACGGCGUCGUACCCAUCGAGAACUCGUCGUUCGGACCCGUCGCGGAGACGACAGAACAGCUGCGGACGACGGAGCUGUCGGUGCGAGGGAUGCUGGCGCUGCGGAUAGGUCAUGCGCUGAUGGCGAGUCGGAAGGCGGAGAAGGGCAAGCUGAAGCGGGUGUUCAGUCAUGAGCAGGCCAUCGGACAAUGUCGACGAUAUCUCGCCGAGCGGUAUCCAAACGUCGAGAUCAUCCCGGUCAACUCGACGGCGCAAGCAGCGGAACGAGCGGUGGACGACCUAGAAGCGCUGGCGAUCUGUUCGCUCAAGUGCGCCGAGGUGUACGACCUAGACGUGGUGGACACCGACAUUCAGGAUGCGGGAGAAGCCAACACAACUCGCUUUAUCGUCCUCUCGCGUUCCACCGUGUCUCUACCCUCACGAUAUCCUAUCAGUCGGCCUAAAACGGUCGACACGGCGCCUGAGCAGUAG